GCUGAGGUAAUGAUACUCUUAGCUGAGCUGAUGCGGGAUCGGAUAGCCAGCCUCGAGAAAGCUAAUACAGCAGUAUUAGAGCGUAGAAAACGUAAGAAAAAGCGGAUACAGAAGCGUGGAGUCCUUACAAAGGGAGCCGGCGAGGAUCUACUCGCUCAGCGCGAGGCUGAUCAGCAGAUUGCUCAUGAAGAGCGUCAAGGAGGGGAGCGAUCAGGUGUUAGCCGCCAGGCUCUAGCGCGGUGUAGC
Bipolaris sorokiniana ND90Pr is the source of this 246-nucleotide messenger RNA. RefSeq lists its product as uncharacterized. The annotation marks the transcript as partial. Lineage: Eukaryota; Fungi; Ascomycota; Dothideomycetes; Pleosporales; Pleosporaceae. The transcript has a single exon. The record is from RefSeq and is a predicted model, not a curated record.